AUGAAGCCGGCUGCAUAUCUACUCACGGCCAUGUUGAGCCCGGCUCUCGCCCUGCCGGCCCUCGAGAAAAGCGCGCCGGGGCCAGACCAAGCCCGCGCCAGCGCUGUCCGCGCCGCCUUUGAGACGGCUUGGUCCGGCUACUACAAGUACGCCUGGCCGCACGACGACCUGCACCCCAUCAGCAACACCUACGAGGAUGACCGAGCGCAAUGGGGACUCACUCCCAUUGACGCCCUCGACACUGCUAUUGUCAUGAACUACAAGGAUAUUGUCAACACCAUUCUUGAGUUCAUCCCCACCGUCGACUUCACCACCACGCGCAAGGAAGAAGAGACCAUUUCUCUCUUUGAAACCACCAUUCGCUACCUUGGUGGCCUUCUCAGCGCCUACGACCUGCUCAAGGGCCCGUACAAGCGCCUGGCAAACGACCCCAAACAGGUCGACGCCCUGCUGACCCAGGCUGCGCGAUUGGCCGACACGCUGAGCUUCGCAUUUGACACGCCGUCCGGCGUCGCUGACGGCUACCUUGUGCUCAACCCCGCGCGCCGCAUCAGCGGCCGCUCCAGCAGCAACCUGGCCGAAGUCGGCACCCUCAUCCUCGAGUGGACGCGCCUCAGCGACCUCACGGGCAACCCCGUGUAUGCCGAGCUGGCCGCGAAAUGCGAGGCGCAUCUCCUCACCCCCAAGGGUAGCCCCGAGGCCUGGCCCGGCCUCGUCGGCACUGACAUUAGCACGGCAGACGGCACCUUUCUCAACAGCCGCGGCGGCUGGUCCGGCGGCGACGACAGUUUCUACGAGUACCUCAUCAAAAUGUACGUCUACGAUCCCAAGAGCUACGGCCUCUAUCGCGACCGCUGGAUCGCUGCGGCCGACUCCACCAUGGAGCACCUGGCGUCGCACCCGACGUCCCGCCAGGACCUCACGUUCCUGAACCAGUUUGACGGGCAAACCACCGAGUCCGUGACCGGACACUGCAAGUACACCUUGACUAGCUUUGCUGGUGGAAACUUUAUCCUCGCCGGCCUCGUCCUCGGCGAGGAAAAGUACACCAAGUUCGGCCUCGCGCUCGCCGAGUCGUACUUUCAGACCUACAACGCCACGGCCAGCGGCAUCGGGCCCGAAGUCUUCCGCUGGGUCGACUCGGCCCACCCCGACACCGACCAGCAGCCGCCCGCCGACCAGGCCGCCUUUUACGCCACGGCCGGCUUCUGGGUCGACGGCGCCGACUACGUGCUGCGCCCCGAGACCGUCGAGUCUCUGUACUACGCGUACCGCGCGACCGGCGACAAAAAGUACCAGGACCUCGCCUGGCGGGGCUUCAACUCCAUCGUCAGCAAGUGCCGCGCCGGCAGCGGCUACUCGGGCCUGCGCGACGUGACAAAGCCCGACGGCGGCGGCUUCGACGACUUUCAGCAGUCGUUUUUCCUCGCCGAGACGCUCAAGUACUUGUAUCUCAUUUUCGUCGAUGACACGCCCGUCCAGGUCAAGGCCGGCGAGCCCAACCAGUUUGUCUUCAACACCGAGGCGCACCCGUUCAAGGUCCGCGACUAG
Molecule: messenger RNA, 1551 nt
Organism: Cordyceps militaris CM01
Lineage: Eukaryota; Fungi; Ascomycota; Sordariomycetes; Hypocreales; Cordycipitaceae
Product: mannosidase MsdS
Exons: 4
Coding region: 1-1551 (516 amino acids)
Biological process (GO): carbohydrate metabolic process; N-glycan processing
Cellular component (GO): endoplasmic reticulum; Golgi membrane
Molecular function (GO): mannosyl-oligosaccharide 1,2-alpha-mannosidase activity; calcium ion binding
Source: RefSeq, a predicted model, not a curated record